ACUGGCCUUUACUUUCUUUCCGAAUUGAGCCCUAAAUUGAAAGUUUUGAAAUCCCUUCAAAGAUUUUCCAUUUAAACCGUUUGUUCGUUCAUCUUCAACCCUUCAAACUUUCUCCCGCCAAUUCUCCACAUCCCGUACAAAUAUAAAAUUCACGUUACUUUCUAUCACAUUCACUCUUAAAUCUGUUUUCCAAGAACAUUUUUCCUGUUUUCUUGAUUUAAAAAAAAAAAACCCAUUAAUUCAUUUUAGGGUUUUUUUUUUUUUCACAUUUCAGAUCCCAACCCCCAAUUUGAACAAUUUAAAUACAAAGUUUGUAUUUUGACCAUACUUUUCAUUGUUUCUUUGCUUUCCUCUAUUUGGGUUUGCUCCCUUUUGAGUGCUCGAUGAAGGUUGUGGAACUCCCAGUUUCCAUUGGUUGUUUCAAGAAAUUACUUGCAAAUAAGUUGAUUUUUCGGUAUUCCAGACAAUGAGUGCUGUGAAUAUUACUAACGUCACGGUUUUGGACAACCCGGCGCCGUUCUUGAGUCCGUUUCAGUUCGAGAUCUCUUACGAAUGCGUUACUCCUCUUAAAGACGAUUUGGAAUGGAAACUUAUUUAUGUGGGAUCUGCUGAGGAUGAAACUUACGAUCAACAAUUGGAAAGUGUCCUUGUUGGGCCUGUCAAUGUUGGAAACUACCGUUUUGUAUUGCAGGCUGAUCCGCCAGACCCAUCAAAGAUACGUGAAGAAGAUAUUAUCGGUGUUACUGUGCUUCUAUUGACGUGCUCAUACCUUGGCCAGGAGUUUAUCCGAGUGGGCUACUAUGUAAACAAUGAUUACGGGGACGAGCAGUUGAAAGAGGAGCCUCCCCCGAGCGUUUUGAUUGAUAAGGUCCAAAGAAAUAUAUUAUCUGAUAAACCAAGGGUCACAAAGUUCCCCAUCAAUUUUCAUCCUGAAGACGGCCAAAGAGCAGAGGAGCCCCCUCCUCCCAACCACCCUGAUGAAGCUGAUCAAAAUGCAGAAACAUCCGUCUCACCUGAUCAUCCUUAACAAUCAGGAGACUUGAAAUUUAGAACUUACAGGAGCAUCGCCUGCCUUAGCUGGUCAAAUUUAGAAAUUCAGAAAUUUAGGGUGAUGUCUUUACUGACUUGCAAGAACUUUAUCCGAACUUUACCUUAACUGAGGAAUAUUGCUUUCAUUUUCUUGAUAACCAA
Mangifera indica (mango) is the source of this 1191-nucleotide messenger RNA. RefSeq names its product probable histone chaperone ASF1A. The record is from RefSeq and is a predicted model, not a curated record. The transcript is spliced from 3 exons. Gene Ontology annotation, cellular component: nucleus. Gene Ontology annotation, molecular function: histone binding. Gene Ontology annotation, biological process: DNA replication-dependent chromatin assembly. NCBI's taxonomy places the organism in Eukaryota, Viridiplantae, Streptophyta, Magnoliopsida, Sapindales, Anacardiaceae. The coding region runs from base 467 to 1027 and encodes 186 amino acids.